UCUCACACUAUCGCUCUACAUCUUCAAAGCCGCUUGAGAAAUGACUAAAUUGCCCUUCUUCCUCGCCGGAGAACUAUUAUUGAUCACACUUCUCUUCUCCGUACCCUUUUUGGUAACUUCGCAAUUCUCUACCACAGAAAGGGAUGCUCUGUUGGAGCUCAAACGAGGAUGGGGAGAUUCACCGGCUGUUCACUCCUGGACCGCUUCGUCGUCGCCGUGCAGCUGGCCGGAAAUCCGGUGCUCCGGCGACGGCUCCGUCACCGGAAUACUUCUCAACAAUUACAACCUCAGUGGAAACCUCACAGAUGCAAUCUCCGUGCUCGUGAACUUGACUGUUCUCGAUCUCGGAUUCAAUUUUUUCACGGGGAAUUUUCCGCCAGGCAUCUUAAACUGCUCGAGACUCCGAUUUCUGGAUCUAUCACAGAACUAUUUCGUCGGAGAUGUACCGGCGAGUAUCGAUAGGCUCAAAUCGCUUCAACACCUCGACCUAUCGGGAAACAAUUUCACAGGAGAUAUUCCUUCGACGAUAGGGAAUUUGACUCAACUGCGAACUCUGAACCUCCACAUGAAUUUGCUCAACGGCAGCUAUCCAGCAGAGAUUUCAAAUUUGAGGAACCUCGAAAACCUGAGGAUGGCGUACAAUGACUUCUCGAUGGCGUCCAUCCCGCCGGAGUUUGGUAAGUUGAAAAACCUAAAGUAUUUAUGGAUGACACAAGCUAAUGCGUUCGGUGGAAUACCUGAGAGCUUCUCCAAUUUGUCGAGUCUUAUGCAUUUGGAUUUAUCUAUGAAUAAUAUGGAAGGAGAAAUUCCUGGAGGAAUUUUCUCGCUGAAGAACUUGACUGCAAUUUACCUGUAUCAUAAUCGAUUUUCUGGUUCCAUUCCUCAUGUGAUAGAAUCAUUCAGUUUGAUUGAGCUUGAUCUUUCCAUGAACAACUUAACUGGUGGUAUUCCAGAAGAUUUUGCAAAGUUGAAACAAUUAGAGAUUCUGCAUCUGUACUCGAACAAUCUCUAUGGAGAAGUUCCACCAGGCAUAGGCCUACUCCAAAAUCUGAAGAACUUCAGGAUUUUCAGGAACAAUUUGAGUGGAACACUGCCUCCUGAAAUAGGUAUCCACUCCAAACUCGAAUCCUUUGAAGUGUGCAACAAUGAAUUCAUCGGCAACUUACCAGAUAAACUAUGUGCUGGAGGAACUCUUUUUGGUGUGGUUGCAUUCAACAACAGAUUAUCCGGACAGAUUCCGAAUUCCCUUGGAAACUGCAAGACAUUGCGCACGAUGCAGCUCUACAAUAACAACUUCUCCGGUGAGGUUCCUUUUGGUAUAUGGUCUGCUCCAAAUAUGUCUAGUUUGAUGCUUAGUGAUAACUCUUUUUCGGGUGAGCUCCCAAGCAAAGUUGCUUGGAAUUUGACUCGUUUGGAGAUCAGCAACAACAGGUUUUCUGGUGUGAUUCCUCCCAAUAUGUCGUCUUGGGCGAGUUUGAUCGUGUUUCUAGCGAGUAACAACGCAUUUUCAGGGACAAUUCCACAGGGAUUAACAAGCCUUCCUAAUCUGAUCACUUUGGUUCUUGAUGGAAAUUCCUUGUCUGGAGAACUUCCAUCACAGAUUAUAUCCUGGAAAUCUCUUAAUACCUUGAAUCUCUCCAGGAAUGAGUUAUGGGGUCGAAUUCCAUCCGCAUUCGGUUCUUUGCCGAACCUUCUGUAUCUCGACUUGUCACAGAAUCAAUUCGAUAGUGAAAUCCCUCCUCAGUUAGGACAGUUGAGGCUUGGCUCUCUUAACCUCUCUUCAAAUAAGUUAACAGGGCGAAUACCGUAUGAGUUAGACAACAUGGCUUAUGAAAACAGCUUCUUAAACAACCCGAAUCUUUGUUCAUCUAAUUCAGUUUCUGGUCUUCUCAGCUGCAGCUAUGACAAAUACAGGGGAGCCAAGAAAAUGUCGCCGAAGAUUCUUGCUGUGGUUUUAGUUCUAGCGCUGAUUCUUCUCCUGGUCGCCGUAUCCGUGGUUCUGUUUACAGUUCGAAACUGGAGAAGGAAGCGUAGUCUGACUACGUGGAAGCUAACCUCGUUCCAGAGGCUGGAUUUCACUGAGAUUAAUGUUCUGUCUAGUUUGGUUGAAAGCAAUGUGAUUGGCUUCGGUGCAUCCGGAAAAGUGUAUAAAGUCGCGGUGGAUCGAGGUCAGAAUGUCGCGGUUAAGAGGAUCUGGAGCGACAAGAACACCACGAAUCUGUUCCUCGAGAAAGCUUUUCUGGCCGAGAUUCAAACACUGGGAUCGAUUCGCCAUUCCAACAUUGUGAAGCUGCUGUGCUGCAUUUCCAGCGAUGAUUCAAAGCUUCUCGUUUAUGAGUACGUGGAAAAUGAGAGCCUUGAUCAAUGGCUGCAUGGGAAGAUAAGAAAAGGCGCCUUGGACUGGCCGACUAGGUUGAAGAUCGCUGUCGGAGCCGCGCAAGGCCUUUGCCACAUGCAUCACGACUGCAUCCAACCGAUCAUUCAUCGCGACGUAAAGUCCAGCAACAUUUUGCUGGACGACGACUUCAACGCCAAGAUCGCGGACUUCGGAUUGGCGAAGAUUUUGAUCAAGAACGGCGAGGCUAACACCAUGUCUACUAUCGCCGGAUCCUUCGGCUACAUCGCCCCAGAGUAUGCUUACACGACAAAAGUGAACGAGAAAGUCGACGUUUACAGCUUCGGGGUGGUGCUGUUAGAGCUAGUGACCGGAAGGGAAGCUAGCCGGGGAGACGAGCACACGAGCCUUGCAGAGUGGGCGUGGAAGAAACACUUGGGAGGCGAUGAUAACAACGAAAACGACGUCGAGGCGAUAGAUGAGGAGAUGAGAGGAGAAUGGUACUUGGAGGAAAUGAGAAUGGUUUUUAAACUGGGGCUAAUGUGUACCAGUUGGCUGCCCGGAAGCCGGCCAUCGAUGAAGGAAGUGUUGCAGGUACUUGAGGGAUUGGGCAACCAUGGGAGGAAAGGUAGUUGGGACAUGUCCAUGUCUCCAUUCCUUGGAGAGGAAGAGGGUAAGUAUAUUUGGAGCUAUCGAUGUGAUCCAAAGAAGCUUAGGGAUGCCAAUGUGAGCCUUCUCUAGUAGGGUAAUCAUUUAAGGCUGUGUUUUUGUAUGUGCAUUAGAAGGGUUUUAGAGUUUUGUUUAAUAUAUGACAAAAAGAGAAAUGUAUAUUUAUUAAAGUAAUGAUGAAUAAAGUGUGAAAUACAAAUUAAGAGAGUGUUUGUUUAGAGGAUUGUAUUUCAAAUCCACUACUCUUUCUCA
This is a messenger RNA of Andrographis paniculata, 3256 nucleotides long. RefSeq names its product receptor-like protein kinase HSL1. Bases 41 to 3076 code for a protein of 1011 amino acids. Gene Ontology annotation, biological process: protein phosphorylation. The record is from RefSeq and is a predicted model, not a curated record. Gene Ontology annotation, molecular function: ATP binding; receptor serine/threonine kinase binding; protein kinase activity. Lineage: Eukaryota; Viridiplantae; Streptophyta; Magnoliopsida; Lamiales; Acanthaceae. The transcript has 2 exons.